AUGUCUAGUGGAUUUAGAUUUCUUGAUUUAGUGAAGCCAUUUACUUCUUUACUUCCAGAAAUUUUGUCACCAGAUGGACGUAUCCCAUUUCAGCAACGGAUGUUAUGGACGGGUGUAAUUCUUUUAAUUUUUUUGGUUAUGUCACAGGUUCCACUAUAUGGAAUUGCAUCGUCUGAUUCAGCUGAUCCUUUAUUUUGGAUGCGUAUGAUUUUGGCUUCUAAUCGUGGUACACUUAUGGAGCUUGGAAUAUCACCUAUUGUUACAUCAGGAAUGUUUAUUCAGCUUCUUGCAGGGUCACAGUUAAUUGAUGUUAAUCUUGAUUUGAAAUCUGAUCGGGAAUUAUUUCAAACGGCACAGAAACUUUUAGCACUUGUUAUAUCAUUUGGACAAGCAGCAGUUUUCGUUGCAAGCGGUACAUAUGGUCAACCUAGUGAUUUAGGUGCAGGUGUAUGUCUUCUUCUUGUUGUACAACUAGUAGUUGCUGCCAUGAUUGUUAUUCUCUUAGACGAACUCCUUCAAAAAGGAUAUGGUCUUGGAUCAGGUAUUUCUUUAUUUAUUGCAACAAAUAUAUGUGAAGGGAUUAUAUGGAAAGUCUUUAGUCCCACAACAAUUAAUACAGGACGGGGCCCAGAAUUCGAAGGUGCUUUAUUAGCUUUACUGCAUCUUCUUUUUACUUGGAAUAAUAAGACGCGUGCUCUUAAGGAAGCUUUUUAUCGUCAAAAUUUACCAAAUAUUAUGAACCUCCUUGCAACUAUUUUUGUGUUUGCGAUCGUCAUUUACUUGCAAGGGUUUAGAGUUGAAAUACCUAUUAAAUCCAGCAAGCUUAGAGGACAGCAUGGCACAUACGCUAUAAAACUAUUUUAUACAAGCAAUAUUCCAGUCAUGUUGGAAAGUGCGUUAACUUCAAAUAUAUUUAUUGUUUCUCAAAUGCUCUAUCGAAAGUUUCCUGACAAUAUAUUUGUUAAGCUUUUUGGAACAUGGAAAUCAGUUCCAGGAACAAAUCAGAAUCGAGCUGUUUCAGGUCUUGCAUACAUGAUAACUCCUCCAUUAAAUAUUAAAGAAGCACUUCUUGAUCCAAUUCAUACAACUAUUUAUGUCGUAUUUAUUGUUUUUAUUUGUGCUUUGUUUUCUAAACUAUGGAUCGAAGUCUCAGGAAGUGGACCAAGGGAUGUUGCCAAACAACUCAAAGAACAACAAGUCGUUAUUGCAGGCCACCGUGAGAAAAGUAUGUAUAAGGAAUUAAAGCGUGUUGUCCCUACUGCUGCAUGGCUUUCUGGUGCUUGUAUUGGUGCUUUAUCCAUUUUUUCUGAUCUUUUGGGUACUCUUGGCUCAGGAACUGCGAUUCUUUUAUGCACAACAACAAUUUAUAACUAUUUUGAAACAAUGGUUAAAGAGAAUACUGCCAAUGGUAUGAUUGAUAUAUUGAGUUGA
Molecule: messenger RNA, 1431 nt
Organism: Pneumocystis jirovecii RU7
Lineage: Eukaryota; Fungi; Ascomycota; Pneumocystomycetes; Pneumocystales; Pneumocystaceae
Product: preprotein translocase, SecY subunit
Exons: 7
Coding region: 1-1431 (476 amino acids)
Biological process (GO): post-translational protein targeting to membrane, translocation; SRP-dependent cotranslational protein targeting to membrane, translocation
Cellular component (GO): Sec61 translocon complex; membrane
Molecular function (GO): ribosome binding; signal sequence receptor activity; transmembrane protein transporter activity
Source: RefSeq, a predicted model, not a curated record